GUCUAUCUUUCUCCUAAAACAAGCUACCCUAACUCAGUUCAUUAGGGCUUGGGUUAUUUCGAGGAAACUGAGUAACUACGCAACGGUGGGUCCGACCCCGAGUGCGGCACGUGUGGGAAACGACGGUGACAAUGGUUCGUUGAUGAUUCCUCGUUUCAACGCUUACCGCGUAAACAACCUCAACCUGUGAUCAAAAGCAUCAUCUCCAAAAUCCCAAACUCAUAUCAUAACGGGAUCGGAGGCUAAUCUAUUACGCGCUGUUCUCUCGUCUUCUACAAGAUUUUCUGUUCGAUCUCAACCAAGGUUGUUCCUUCCACCUCCGCCAUGAGUUUCAUCUUUGGAAAGCGAAAAACCCCCGCAGAGCUUCUGCGGGAAAAUAAGAGGAUGCUGGACAAAUCAAUCAGAGAAAUUGAGCGUGAGCGGCAAGGAUUGCAAACACAAGAAAAGAAAUUGAUUGCGGAGAUAAAGAAAAGUGCCAAACAGGGCCAGAUGGGAGCUGUUAGAGUUAUGGCAAAAGAUCUUGUUAGAACAAGGCAUCAGGUUGAGAAGUUUUAUAAGCUAAAAUCUCAGCUCCAAGGUGUAUCACUCAGAAUUCAGACUUUGAAAUCUACACAAGCAAUGGGUGAGGCUAUGAAAGGCGUGACAAAGGCCAUGGGGCAAAUGAAUAGGCAAAUGAACUUGCCAUCUUUGCAGAAAAUCAUGCAAGAAUUUGAGAGACAGAAUGAGAAGAUGGAAUUGACAUCUGAGAUGAUGGGAGAUGCAAUAGAUGAUGCUUUGGAAGGAGAAGAAGAUGAAGAGGAAACUGAAGAUCUAGUUAACCAAGUCCUUGAUGAGAUUGGAAUUGACAUCAACCAAGAGCUUGUAAAUGCACCAUCAUCAGCUGUUGCUGCCCCGGCUUCAAAGACAAAGGUACCUCAAGUUGAAACGACUGGGAAUGAUGAUGGCGGGAUAGAUAGUGAUUUACAGGCAAGGUUAGACAAUUUAAGAAAAAUGUAAUCUAUCCUCUAUAUGAUAUCAGGGACUCCAGUUUUACUGGGGAAAUUGAUGCUCCUAUGUACCAUAUAUAGCAUAAUUGGGAAGUUGUGCCAGGAUUAGAUGAACUCAUAAUUAUAUAAAAAUGAUGUUUUUUUUAAAAAAAUAAAUAAAUAGUGCUGUGUAACAUGGAGUACGCUUUUAAUUAUUUAUUUUGUAGCAAUAGUGUAUGUCCCUUCUCAACCAACCCCCCAACCUAUAGACAAAAAAAAAGGUUGUAUUUCUAUGUGCUUAUCGAUUAAUAUUUUGAUGUGCACUGAUUCCCUUCGUGCAUAGGGAUAUUAUAAAAUUCGAGUGAUGUCUGAGUCUGAGAAUAUCUUCAAAUGAGUUUCCAGCAAUGUGGGAUUUCUAGUAAUGUUAUUUGCUUGCUGAAGUAGUAUUGAAUUCAAGCUGUACUCGGACAAUAAAACGUGUAACAUUAUGAAAUGAUCAAGACAUGCACUUUACAUGGACAUCCAA
This is a messenger RNA of Glycine soja, 1491 nucleotides long. Its product is annotated as vacuolar protein sorting-associated protein 2 homolog 1-like. Bases 325 to 996 code for a protein of 223 amino acids. Gene Ontology annotation, biological process: protein transport; late endosome to vacuole transport; endosome transport via multivesicular body sorting pathway. The record is from RefSeq and is a predicted model, not a curated record. NCBI's taxonomy places the organism in Eukaryota, Viridiplantae, Streptophyta, Magnoliopsida, Fabales, Fabaceae. Gene Ontology annotation, cellular component: ESCRT III complex; multivesicular body. The transcript has 5 exons.